This is a messenger RNA of Caenorhabditis angaria, 4676 nucleotides long. Lineage: Eukaryota; Metazoa; Nematoda; Chromadorea; Rhabditida; Rhabditidae. The record is from the annotation of a GenBank genome assembly.
AUGAAUAUUUUGUUACUUCUUCUAACUUUUAUUGUUGGAAUUUUGGGAGACAAUGAUGGAACAUCAGAAAAACAAAAAGUCGAAGUUAGUUGUUGAAAUUAAGGAUACUAAAAACAUCCGAAAAAUUCAGGUACUUGUUAUAAAUCAUCGAUUGUUUUUCAAAGAAAAUCAGACAUCGGAUCCUGUAGCAAUUGAUGCUUCCCAGGGAAAAUAUUUUUACCAAGGAUCGCUAUAUUUGGGAGUUGAUUAUAUCAAAAAUGGUUAUUGGUGGUCAGAAAAUUUCAACUAUCUUGCUUACAUUUCAAUCAAUAUGGAAGCAGUGAAAACAAUGUCUUGGAAUAUGUGAGUUGAUACUUUCCUGUUCAUUUUUUAUAAUUAUUAUUUCAGCUAUAAAGAUAAACAGGCAUACCCGGAUUUUGUUGAACAACAAUAUUGGAAACCAUUUGAAGAACCUCCUCCGUUUGAAAUAUCAAUUUGGAACCCAACAUCUAAAGAAGUGAGAAGAAUCGAUUUGAAAAAAUACCAAUAUAACAAGUAACUUCGAAACUUGAAAAGCUUAAUUUAAAACUUUGUUUUUUAGUGGUGUUGCUUAUUCUGUAUUCAGAACAAAUGUUAUCAAAUUAGAAAACAAACAGAAACUUUUGCUUCAUCUUACAAACAAAUAUCGGAAUGAACAUAUUUUGGUAUCUUGCGAUUUCGAAACUACAGAAUGUGAAAAACUUUUUGAAUACAAAUAUGAUUAUAAACGUUAUAUUAGUGAUAGGAAUAAUGCAAUGAAAAUAUAUAAGAAUCGACUGUAUUUAUUGUUGCCUUUGGAUUUUAUAGAAGAAGAGAAUUCCUAUAACCAAAUCGCGAGUUAUCCAAUCAAUGAAGUUUGUUUUAUCUUUCAUAUAUGUAUGAACUUUAUUCAUUUUUUUCUAGACAUCUUCUGAACCAAGAUUUGAAAUGAGAGAACCGUAUGACGUCGUGCAUUUCGAAAUUCAUGAUAAUAACACGAUGUAAGAUAUAAUUAUAUUCUUUAAAUUUCAGAUUGAAUUAUUUUUCAGAACUUUGUAUGCGUAUUCGAGAAGUCCUUUCAUCGGGGAUACAUUAAAAAUGAAAUUAGGUUCAAAUGAAAAACCUACAUGUGUGAAAUGCCCAACACUUAUCACCGAUGAUUUUCUGCAAUUUGGUAAAGUUUCUCUUGGCAAUGAUUAUGAAGGAAUUUAUAAAAUCCAUUUUCCAAAAAAUGUAACACACAGAAAAAUUCCAUUAUUUGUGUAUGUUUAUGGUGGACCAGAAGAUUUGAAAGUGGAAAUGAAGGAGGAAGAUGAAGGAGAGUGGUAUAGAAAAUAUGAAACAUGUGAAAAUCAAAUAGCAAAGUUAUACAUUGAUGGUAGAGGAACUGGAAGAAGAGGAUGGAAAUAUCGAUCUGCACAAUUCGGAAAACUCGGAACUGUUGAUGCUCAAGAUCAAAUCACGGUCAUUCAAUAUGUUUUGAAAAAAUAUUCGGAUAUAUUAGACAAGAAUAGAGUUUUGGUGUCAGGAUGGUCGUAUGGUGGUUUUAUGGCACUUGCGAUGACUGAACAAGCUCCAAAAGGGUUGUUCAAGUGUGCAGUUUCUGGUGCACCUGUGACAAAUUUUAUUUAUUAUGGUGGUGAGUAUGAAAAUUGUUUGAUUUUAAUAUGAAAAAACUUCUAUUUUUUAUUUUUUCAAGAUUACCGCUUCUGAUAAACCCUCCAAAUGUACAAUUUUCCAGAUAACGACUAUACUCUGCGAUAUAUGGGAAAUGCAACAUCGAGCGAAUAUAUUGAUUUGACCGAUAAUUUGGAGAAUUUCAAAACAACAAGACUUCUACUUCUUCAUGGAUUGGCAGAUAAUAAUGUCCAUUUUCAGAAUAGCGCAAUUUUGAUUGAAAAACUUCACAAGGCUAGAAUUGAUUUUGAUUUGAUGGUUUAUCCAAAUCAGGGCCAUGGAGUAUUUUCAAUGAAACAAGCAAUUUUUACCGAUAAUUGUCUUGGCGUUUCUGCCUCCAGGAACUCGUCUCUCACAUGUUUUUAUACAUAAAAAUAAACAUUGAACUGUCAUAUAAAUAUCAUAUUGUAAGAGGUACAGAUUGUAAGAGGUACAGAAAAAGAUUCUCCAGACUUUUUUUUGUAAUUUUCCAAAUACUGUAUGAAUUUCUCAAAUUACAUAACUUCACAAAAUAUAAACAUUUUUAUGCUGGAAAUAACAUAAACAAUUCAUUCUGUACAUUUUUGAACGUUAAGGAUGCAUUUUAUUUAUUUUAGCUUCUUUAUUUUGAAAAUUCUAUGUGAAGAUGAGACAAAUCGGUAGGUUUGAACUUAUUUUUUAUUUAAAUUUAGAGUUGAAAACAUUUUGUAGAACUGACAUAUCAGUUCACAACGGUGCAAUGACAUUCCAAGUCCAAUCUUACAAAAAACUUGGUGAGUUUUAUUUUAUUUUUUUUUGAAAGACUAGAAGAGAUUUUUCCAACAUUAGACUGCAACAAAAACAUUCAUCUCUCUGAAAACACAACCUUGUCUACAUUAAUCAAACGACCAAAUAUUGGAAAACAUCAUUUCGAAUGUAACUGGAAUAUCACAACAACUCCUGGUCGUGAUCUUGUGGUUUAUUACGAAAAAUUCUAUACUGCUCCAGAAUGCAAUAAAGAUUAUGUCAAAUUCGACAGUAGGGCUUCUGUUUAUAUGGGAAAUAUAUGUGGAGAUGUUAAGCGGUGAGUUUUUUAGAAAGUUCAAGAAUAAAUUUUUAUCAAUUUUCAGAUUCCGAAACGAUCAUUUCAUUGUAUACAGUAAUGAUCUUACCAUAAAAACAGUUUAUAAUUAUGUGUCUGAAGAAUAUGCGAAAAACUCAAUAGUAGAAUUAGCAAUUUUAUCAACACCCCAUUGUGGAUUUGCAGAACUAGCCGAAGAAAAUAAUUGGAAAACUCUGACUCCACCGAAAUCUUCCACGGGUAUUGGAUAUUCAUCAGAUUUACACUGUAAUUGGGAAAUUAGUGCUUAUCAAGGUCAACAACUUCGAAUUCGGAUAAAUUCGAUGGAUAUGAAACAGUCAGAAAAUUGUGAUAUCGAUCGACUCACAAUUUUGGAAGGACACAUGAUUGAAAGCUCUUUCAAGAUUCUGGAAAAUGUUUGUGGAGGUUUGAAAUUACCAUAUGAUAUUGUGCUAUCAAGUAAUGCUAUUGUGCAAUUUAAUUCGAAAAAUGGUGGAGAUGGCGUAGGACUCAAUAUAUCAUAUAUUGCUGAAAAAGGUAAGAAGAAGCUUUUCUUAUUAUAGGUUUAGAAAAAAAACCAAGUCUAAAUUAUAUUCUCAUUUCAGCUGAAUGUGGUGGUUCUUUGGAACUAUACGAAACACAAAAAACCUUAAAACUUGACUAUAAAAAACUCAAAAACUCGAAAAAAUGUCUAUAUGUUAUUACCACAUAUCACGAGCAAAUCAUGGUCAAAUUUUCCAAACAUCAAAUUCGUGCAAAUUGUGAAAAAAACUAUAUUGAAAUCCAUGAUGCUGAACCAUUUUCCGAAUGUGCUGAUAGAAAAUGUUUUGAGAGAAACAAAAAUCGUCAUAACUACAAGUUCUGCGCAUCUGAUAAAAUACCGCCUUUGAUUUCGAAUAGACAACAAAUUCAAAUUACUGUUCAUUUUGAGAGAUUUGAAGAUGCCGGAUUUGGAAUUGAAUUUUCAUAUGUUGGAUUUUUCCGUAAGAAGAAUACAGUUCAAAAAAUCAAUAAUAAUUGUUCUCCUCUUCAGAAUGCAACCGAACCAUCAAUCUUGUCGAUUUUCCAUCAGGUCGUUUAACAAAUCCAAAUUUCCCACAUGCUUACAAUACAUCAAAAAUAUGUACCACAAAAUUGGAAAACUCCACAUCACCAAAAGACACUUCAAAAUUAUUGAUUAUUUUUGAAACUGUUCUAGGUGACAGUGAGAAAAUGAUUGAAUUCAAUGAAGAGGGCAAAAAUAGUACGCAAUUUGCAGGAGAUUCAAAUUAUAGACCCGUUUUUACAAAUGGUGGAGCUACUGUAGAUGUAAGAUUUUUUUUAGAGAAAUAACUAGUUCUCCAAAUCCCUAUUCAAAUUUCAGAUGGUUUUGAAAAUCAAAAAAAUCGCUGAAGGUUUGGGAUUCGAUCUGAGUUAUUAUUCAGUGAUCAAAGAGACUGGAAAUACAACCGAAUAUGCUAGAAAUCAUGAAUUGAGUGGAGUAUUGAGCAAUCAAUAUUUGCCAAAAAAUCCGGAAAAGCAUAUGUGAGUGAAUUUUUUCAACAAAAAAACUUUAAAAAAUAAAUUUUUUUCAGCUUUAUUAUUGAACCACCAAAAUCACUAGAUUGUGAAUUUAAAAUCAAACGUGAGACUUAUCUUGACUACGAUUUUUGUAAAGAUGGUAAGUGAUAUUUUCAUCAGCUACAGUAACCCAAAAAAACAAUAAUUUUUAGCUACCAAUCUUAAAAUCGACAAAUAUAUCGACAAUAAAAAACAAGACGAUUCGAGAACUUUCCCUGAAGGAUGCUUUGUGAGUAUAGAAACUAUUGUUUUUUUUCGAAAAAAAAAUUGGAUUUUUCAGAAAAAAGAAAGCGAAAUCCUUUUGAAUAAGAGUGAAUUCAGUCGAUAUUUGAGAUUUGAAUUUUUCUGGAAUGACAAAGUUCAAUCUGCAUAUAGAAUCACGUGGAAUUGCAAUAACUUGUAG